This is a messenger RNA of Lachnellula hyalina, 1089 nucleotides long. RefSeq names its product 2,2-dialkylglycine decarboxylase (gene dgdA). The record is from RefSeq and is a predicted model, not a curated record. Bases 1 to 1089 code for a protein of 362 amino acids. Lineage: Eukaryota; Fungi; Ascomycota; Leotiomycetes; Helotiales; Lachnaceae. Gene Ontology annotation, molecular function: transaminase activity; pyridoxal phosphate binding. The transcript is spliced from 4 exons. Gene Ontology annotation, cellular component: mitochondrion.
AUGACGGAUGUAAUAGUCAGAACGGAAGUAAUAUAUCUCUGCACGGCUUCAGGAGAGAAGGUCUUGGACUGGACGUCUGGUCAAAUGUCCUCCCUAAUAGGCCAUGGUCACCCAGAUGUGGAGCCCACCAUUGCCGACUCCGCAGCCAACCUCGACCACUUGUACAGCGGCAUGCUCUCGCCACCAGUCAUCAGACUAGCCGAGACACUCACCAAUAUCUCGCCCACCGGCCUCGAUAAAGCAAUGUUCCUCAGCACCGGAGGCGAGAGCAACGAGUGCGCUAUAAAGCUUGCGAAGAUGUAUACUGGCAAGUAUGAGAUUGUGGGCCGGGUGCCAGCUGGCAUGGCUCGACGAGUGGUGCGAGGGGGGCACAGUAUUAUGCCGGGAGGAAGGGAUGCCGGGAAUGCACAUGCUGCCAUCGCCCGACUCCUACCGCUCCAUAUUCCGCAUCUAAGACGGGACCUACGAGAGCUUACCUACGGCUGGACGCUAAUUGACAAAGCAUCCGCCCCGAUCCUCAGCUCAGGCGGCAUGAUCCAUAUUCUAGCCGGGUAUAUGAGCGCCAUGAAAGCAAGCUGUCACGCGCGCAAUAUGCUCCUCAUCGUCGACGAAGCGCAGACAGCACUCGGUCGCGCCGGCGAUCUGUUCGCGGUGCAGUACGAGGAUGUCGUGCCGGAUGUCUUGACGCUGAGCAAGACGCUGGGCAAUGGCUUGCCGCUCAGUGCUGUGAUUACGAGUCGUGAGAUUGCGGAUGUGGUGGGAGAGAGGGGGUUUAUGUUCUAUACUACGCAUGCCUCCUCUGACAGCCGCUGUCGGCUCAGUCUUACAAAUUGUUCCCAAGAACAUCUAGCCGAGCGCUCUCGCGCUGCAGGUGCAAAACUGCGUGCUGGACUCCAACAGCUGAUGGAGCGAUAUGGGUGUAUCGGCGCCAUCCGGGAAAGAGCAUUGAUGGCUGGAAUCGAGAUUGUGAAAGACUGGGAGACGAAGGAACUAGCCUUUGAAUUUGAGAAGAAUCUGAGUGCUAGGAUGAUGGAACUGGGGCUUUCGGCAACUAUUUCGACGAGAACGUCUUUGGUAAUAUCAGGAUAG